AUGGGAGAAAUCAACAAAAUUGCUCCUUCCCUUAUCGAAUCCGCACCUGCCCAGGCAAAUGUUGCCAAUAAUUUAUUGAAUCUGGCCAAUAAUUCGCCAAGCACUGGCACUGUGCCCAACGAGGUCUGUACAUUGAUCCCAGGACUCUUCGGAAUAGGAAUCCAGUUUGUUCUGUGUAUAAUUUCAGUUUUAAUUCUACUAUUAAAGUACUAUUUCGAAUUUCCUAGGAGACCUAAGAAGGUGUUUUUCAUGGAUUUUGUACAGCUGAUGUGCGGGUCAAGCACAGUUCACCUGCUGAACAUCAUCUCAUCAAUCCUGAUAAACAAAAUAAGACUAGGAGGAGACGGUUCAUUUGUGCAAGACGAGUGUAAUAUGUACUUUAUGACGACAGUAUUUGACGCAACAAUUGGAGUUUACAUAGAGUAUAGAAUAGUUAGGUACCUGGCAAUAAAGAAGGCGGCAAGUAAUUAUUUAAAGAAUAACCGCAAGUCGAAGUUCACUCCGACAUCGCAAGAGUUGGCUGAUGCGAAGAAGUUUGCGAUAAACUCCUUAAACUCUGCGCACCCAGGGCUUUUAAUGGGAACUUCUAGUAUAUCGACAGCAGCAAGCAUUAACCCUAUGCUCGAGUUCGGCAAAUUCAACCACAACGAAUUGGGGGAGCAUAAUCUAGGGGUGGAUUCAAGGGAAAUAUUUAUGGAAAGUAAGCGAAACGUAGGUAAGGACCUGGAGGCUCUGGACUCGAGAAGAACUUCCACCAAUGACCAGUUCUUGCACGACUUGGAUGAUAAUAUUGGAAACGAGGGAAAUGAAGACGACCUUCUCAUUGAUGAUAGUCUACCUAACCCGAGUUUUUACUCUAAUUACUUUUUGUAUAAUAUUAAUUCGUUAUAUGCCAGGUUUAACAAGUGGUCCAAUAAGAAGAAUAACAAGGAGUUUCUACUUAACCUUUACACGUGGCUAAUCAUUGUUUCUGGUUUAAAGUGCAUUUCAAUAGUUUUGUUUACGCUCUUUUCAUAUCAAAUCAAUCUAGUCACAUCCUACAUUUUGCACCCAUUCAACGACACUCACCGUCUUAAGCUUAUCUUUGUCAUGAUUGUUUCUCCCUUGUUCCUAAACGUCUUCCAAUACUACGUCACUGACUCUAUUAUUAAGAUUAAAAUACCUUUAAGCUAA
Theileria annulata is the source of this 1173-nucleotide messenger RNA. RefSeq lists its product as uncharacterized. The transcript has a single exon. Gene Ontology annotation, cellular component: membrane. Lineage: Eukaryota; Apicomplexa; Aconoidasida; Piroplasmida; Theileriidae. The record is from RefSeq and is a predicted model, not a curated record. Bases 1 to 1173 code for a protein of 390 amino acids.